Molecule: messenger RNA, 327 nt
Organism: Plasmodium vinckei vinckei
Lineage: Eukaryota; Apicomplexa; Aconoidasida; Haemosporida; Plasmodiidae
Product: conserved Plasmodium protein, unknown function
Exons: 1
Coding region: 1-327 (108 amino acids)
Source: RefSeq, a predicted model, not a curated record
AUGCAUAUUAUGCUAAAGAGACAUAUUAAAGGGAUAUACAACAUAAAGAAUGUGUUUUUAAAAAACAAUAACUUGAUAAAUUCCACAAAAAUCUGCAAUAAUAUUUACUUUAAUGACCCCCCUUUAAACAUUGGUACAUAUUCGAAAAGCCAUGGUUUUUAUUUUUUUAAUGAAACUUUUAUAAAUUUAUUUACCAAAAAGAAGGACAAAGUUAUAUGUGAAAUGAGAAGAGACAGAGGUGGAACUGUCAGGAAGAAAUUGAGUAGGGAAAAAAAGAAAACCCAAAAAAAACAAAAAAAAGAAAAUACUAGAGAUAUACAUAAAUAA